AUUAUUCCUUACAAAAAUUUGAGAAUAUUGGGUGAAAAAGCUUCUGGUUCCCGUGCAAGAGAUGUCCAGGAUUUCUACAAAUUGCGUGAACAAUGUCUCAACAGUGGAACUUUAUUCGAGGACCCCGAUUUUCCAGCAGAAGAUUCGUCCCUGUACUUCUCCAAACGACCUGAUAGACAUUUCCAAUGGCUCCGACCAAUGGAGUUUACUGAUGAUCCUCAACUAUUUGUGGAAGGUUAUUCCCGUUUCGACGUCCAACAAGGAGAACUGGGAGAUUGUUGGCUCCUGGCUGCUGUUGCCAAUUUGACUCUGGACUCCAAAUUGUUCUUCCGUAUUGUACCUGAUGAUCAAGGCUUUACUGACCAGUAUGCUGGUAUAUUUCAUUUUAGAUUUUGGCAGUAUGGACGAUGGAUCGAUGUCGUCAUAGACGACAGACUGCCUACUUACAGAGGCGAAUUAGUAUUCUUGCACUCCACCGAGAAAAAUGAAUUUUGGAGCGCCUUGCUCGAAAAAGCUUACGCCAAAUUGCAUGGUUCAUAUGAAGCUCUAAAAGGAGGUUCAACUUGUGAAGCCAUGGAAGAUUUCACAGGAGGUGUUACUGAAAUGUACGAGUUGAACGAAGCUCCUCCAAAUUUGUUCAAAAUUUUGCUAAAAGCCUAUGAGAGAAAUUCGUUGAUGGGAUGCAGCAUCGAGCCUGAUCCAAACGUACUAGAAGCAGAGACCUCAGAAGGUCUAAUUAAGGGUCACGCUUAUUCUGUGACCAGAGUCCAUUUUGUAGACAUUGAAACUCCAAAUUCUACCGGAAAAAUUCCUUUGUUGAGAUUGAGAAAUCCUUGGGGUAAUGAAGCUGAAUGGACUGGAGCUUGGAGUGACCAGUCUCCUGAAUGGCGUUUUAUUCCACCCCAUGUAAAAGAAGAAAUCGGUUUAACAUUUGAUAUGGAUGGUGAGUUCUGGAUGUCCUUCAGGGACUUCUCAUCAAGAUUUGAUAGAAUAGAGAUGUGCAACUUGAGCCCUGAUUCUCUCAGCGAGGAAAAGUUGAGCCAAGGCAAGAAAAAGUGGGAGACAUCCACAUUUGAAGGCGAAUGGGUACGUGGAGUCACAGCUGGUGGAUGCAGAAAUUAUUUAGAUACUUUCUGGCACAAUCCACAAUACACAAUCACUCUCGAAGAGCCUGACGAGGAGGACGAAGAAGGCAAAUGUACAGUCAUUAUAGCUCUUAUGCAGAAAAAUAGGAGGUCCAGAAGGAAUUUGGGAAUGGAAUGUUUGACAAUUGGAUUUGCAGUCUAUCAUUUGAGAGAUCCCAACCGUAUGCCAAGGCCGUUGGACAUCAACUUCUUCAAAUACAAUGCUUCAGUAGCUAGAUCGCAGUCAUUUAUUAAUUUAAGAGAAGUUUCCUGCCGUUUCAAAUUACCACCUGGUACUUACUGCAUUGUGCCUUCAACUUUCGAACCAAACGAGGAAGGAGAAUUUUUGUUGAGAGUAUUCUCUGAGAACAAAAAUCACAUGGAGUACGUAAAAUUAAUGGAUAUAUAUAUAUAUAUGGAAAAUGACGAGGAAGUCGGCGUCGGCGAAAUCGACGACAGGAUCGUGGUUCCUCAACCUGAACCAACACCUGACCAGCCCAGACCUGAUGACAGGUGUGUACCAGUUUUCCUUCGUCUUGCUGGUGAAGACCAGGAAGUCGACUGGAUGGAACUUAAGGAGAUUUGGAUUAUUCCAUGA
This is a messenger RNA of Ctenocephalides felis (cat flea), 1722 nucleotides long. RefSeq names its product calpain-B-like. The annotation marks the transcript as partial. Gene Ontology annotation, cellular component: cytoplasm. The transcript is spliced from 13 exons. Gene Ontology annotation, biological process: proteolysis. NCBI's taxonomy places the organism in Eukaryota, Metazoa, Arthropoda, Insecta, Siphonaptera, Pulicidae. The record is from RefSeq and is a predicted model, not a curated record. Gene Ontology annotation, molecular function: calcium-dependent cysteine-type endopeptidase activity.